This is a messenger RNA of Alligator mississippiensis (American alligator), 2327 nucleotides long. RefSeq names its product histone RNA hairpin-binding protein. The coding region runs from base 68 to 1276 and encodes 402 amino acids. Gene Ontology annotation, cellular component: cytoplasm; histone pre-mRNA 3'end processing complex. Gene Ontology annotation, molecular function: mRNA binding; histone pre-mRNA stem-loop binding. The record is from RefSeq and is a predicted model, not a curated record. The transcript is spliced from 12 exons. NCBI's taxonomy places the organism in Eukaryota, Metazoa, Chordata, Crocodylia, Alligatoridae. Gene Ontology annotation, biological process: mRNA 3'-end processing by stem-loop binding and cleavage; mRNA transport.
CUCCCUGGCAGAGCGCAGGUGGCGCAUGCGCGCGGUGCUGUCAGUCUCCCCGGUGCUCAGGUGACGCAUGCGCGCCAGCAUUCCAGGGGAGCCCAGCUGUUCCAGCUGCUGCCGGGCCAUGUACAGCGGGCAGCAGCCGAGCGCCCCGGGCGGCACGCGCAGCACUGCACGACCUUCGGCCCUCUGGGCCCAAGGACAGAAACGCAGGAGCGGGAAUGACUCGGGUUCCUCUGCCUCGGAUGAACGUCACAGUGGACGCUUGGACGACGGGGUAGAGAGUUUUCCAGGAUUAGACGGUUCUAGGUCCCUUUCAAGUUGUUCAGAUAAGGGAAACGCAGUUGAAGAAGGCAAAACCAUGAAGACAUUGAACAAAAAAAAAUAUGGAAACUCUGUUUCAAAUGACUCUACCAAACCAGUGGAAAGGGAAACAGAUGAAGUGGUUUUGAGGAGAAGACAAAAACAGAUCAAUUUUGGGAAAAACACACUUGCGUAUGAUAGAUACAUUAAAGAAGUCCCAAAGAGCCAACGGAUACCAGGAGUUCACCCUAGGACCCCCAACAAAUUUAAGAAGUAUAGCCGCAGAUCCUGGGACCAGCAGAUCAGGCUAUGGAAGAUAGCACUUCAUGCUUGGGACCCCCCUACUGAAGAAACCUGGGACCUGCAGCCAGUUAGCACAGACCCUCCAGGCAGUUCUCAGGAAUGGCACUGCAGAGACUCGAAUGACCCUGAUUCCUCCGAGUUUGAAAAGCAGAACAGAAAUUCAUAUGAAAACCAAGGCCAGCAUUCAGAUUAUGGGCCUGAGAGCAGUCAUUCACCAGAUUCUUCUCCAGUAUGGAAACGCAGAAAACAGAACGAUCCUGAUUCCCCCAUGUCUGAUGGCAAAAACCCGUAUAGACAUCAAGAGAACAGCCUGGAGAGUUUUCAGCUGCCACCCAGAUCUUCUCAAGGGCGGAACCGUGAAAUACAGAAUGAACCUGACUUUGUAUUUGACAGAGAAGAGUGCGGAAAAUCAGAUUCGACACUGGAGAGGUGUAUGUUAUCAGAAAACUGUAGCCCCCUUUCGAGGUGUUCUGACUGGAGAAAUGUGGGUGCUGAAGAUAAAAUAAUGAGGAAAAAGAUUAAAGAAAUAGCAAGAAGCAUUAAAGAAGAAGGACUUCCUUCAGGGACGCAAAAUGAAUGUAAGUGCAGCUUGACCUCCUGCGAUCAGCAGAUCAAACCUUGGAAGACAGAUCUGGACUCCAAGGAUUCCUACAAUGAAAAAGAAACAGAUUUAUGAGCAGUGUAUGUAUGAUUAACAGUCCAAACUGCACAGGUGAAAUUAUGAAGCGACACUGGGAUUUGUUCAGAUAUCAAGAUCUACUUUUAAAGAGAAGCUUCCCCUACGAUGUUUGGCUUCCAGUGUGUUUAAAUCUGAUUUACAAAAGCCAAAGAAGAUUUUUUUUUGACUCGCCUGAAGAAUUUGAAUGUUUCUUGAAAACCAUCCCACAGGAACCUGUCUGAAACCCUGUGAGGAACUGUUUUUGCUUUGACUUUUAAAACAAAAAAAAAAAAGGAAAAAAUAUCUUAUAAAUGAUCAGCAACUGAAUCCUUCGUUUCAGGAAGGGAAGAAGAACAAAUAUUUGGAGUCCAGGUUUUCCCAGGUCUUUGAAGGACAGGAAUAACAGGCUGCUGCUAUUAUCUCUCUCCCUCCUUCUGUGGCUGUGCUACAACUUCACUGACAUCUGAUUUGUUCACACCCCAUCAGUUAACCUUUGUGCUAAGAUGAAGUUUCUUAAAACUUAAGUGGUAUGCCUUUUUGAGACUGCCAACACAGGUAAUGAGGUAACAUGUGGGACAUUUUAAAGGCUAUUUCCAUUUGCAGUUCCUGCUGUUAUCAGCAGGAGUACCAUGCUGCAGGUGGUAUGCUAAUGACCUACUGGAACAUUAGUCUCAUAUUGACUCCAGGAAAAACUACAACAUACUAAGUAGUCGUCAACAAGUCCCAAAGCACUUAGAACUUAGCUCAGCUUUGAAUGUGUGAGAUCUGACAGCCUCCAGUUAUUACCAUUAAAGAUGUACAUUUAAGAAAUAAAUAUGAUAUAUUUUGAAGAAGUAGCACUUACCAUCUUGUUACUCUACUGUGCAUGUUUCCAUAUGUUUUAUAUAUGUUUGUAAAUGAAGGAAAAAUAAAAUUUGUAGCAUGGUGUCUUUGUUUAAAAAAAAAAAAAAAAGGAAAUAAGGACCAUGAUCUGGGCAACCUUCUCCGAUUUUUUUUUAAAUGUCUCUUAAUGAUAAUGAUAAUAUGGGCUGUCAUCUUUCAUUUCAGGGGAAUAAAUGGGUUCAAAUUA